AUGAUGGAGUUUCAAUGGGAAAAUCAAACCAUUACAAGAGAAUUCCUCCUUCUAGGAUUUGGGGAUCUCCAGGCAUUUCUGCAGAUUCUUCUCUUCUUCCUAUUCCUCAUCAUUUAUAUCAUGACCAUGGCUGGGAACAUCCUCAUAAUUGUUCUUGUUGUGACUGAUCAGCACCUUCAUACUCCCAUGUACUUCUUUCUGGGGAAUCUCUCUUUCUUGGAGGCCUGCUACACUUCGACCAUUUGGCCUAGAAUGCUGGCUAGUUUACUGACUGGGAAAAGGACCGUCCCUGUUCAUGCCUGCAUUAUGCAGUUUUGGGCCUUUGGGUCUUUGGCAGCAACAGAAUGUUAUCUCUUUUCUGCAAUGUCUUAUGAUCGCUAUGUGGCAAUAUGCAAACCCUUGCAUUACACAACCAUUAUGAAUAACAAGGUUUGCAUCUUGCUAGUGGCUGCCUCUUGGAUAUGUGGCUUUGUGGAAAAUACAGUACUGAUAGUCUUUGUGUUUCAAUUAACAUUCUGUGGCCACAAUGAAAUAGAGCAUUUCUUUUGUGAUUAUGCACCAAUCAUGGAACUUUCCUGUACUGACACCCACAAGGCACAGCUUGCAUUAACAGUUCUGGCAUCUGUCUGCACUUUCCCAUCAUUCAUAUUCACCAUAACAUCAUAUGUUUACAUCAUUAUGGCCAUCCUGAGAAUUCCCUCAAAGAUUGGACGGAAAAAGGCCUUCUCUACUUGUUCUUCUCACCUUGUGGUUGUUUCGGUCUUCUAUGGGACAAUCAUUAUUGUCUAUGUGCUACCCAAAACAGAAAUGCUGAAACAGCUGAACAAAGUCUUCUCUGUUUUCUAUACGGUCCUGACACCCCUUGUUAACCCCCUUAUAUACAGCCUGAGGAACAAAGAGGUGAAGGAAGCCUGGAGAAGAGUUGUCAGCAAACGCAAUAUCAACCUACAAUGA
Molecule: messenger RNA, 954 nt
Organism: Euleptes europaea (tarantolino)
Lineage: Eukaryota; Metazoa; Chordata; Lepidosauria; Squamata; Sphaerodactylidae
Product: olfactory receptor 1019-like
Exons: 1
Coding region: 1-954 (317 amino acids)
Biological process (GO): G protein-coupled receptor signaling pathway
Cellular component (GO): membrane
Molecular function (GO): G protein-coupled receptor activity; olfactory receptor activity
Source: RefSeq, a predicted model, not a curated record